Pollicipes pollicipes is the source of this 1305-nucleotide messenger RNA. It is a transcript of the gene Rpn11, whose product is annotated as regulatory particle non-ATPase 11. The record is from RefSeq and is a predicted model, not a curated record. Gene Ontology annotation, molecular function: metallopeptidase activity; protein binding. NCBI's taxonomy places the organism in Eukaryota, Metazoa, Arthropoda, Thecostraca, Pollicipedomorpha, Pollicipedidae. The transcript has 2 exons. Bases 223 to 1158 code for a protein of 311 amino acids.
GUCGGAGUGGUUACAGUUAGGGGAGCCCGGCGGACAAAGCCGUCAACGCAUGUUUUGAGCUUAACUCAUAAAUUCAUUUCUUGUCGGUGCUACCGUAGUAUAAGCGUACAAAAGUUUUGUACCUGUGAACAUUGUGGGCGUGAGUUCUUUUUCGUCAUUCUUUAUCAGGAAGGCGGCGCCGACCGUGAGUAGCGCGCCCCGCGUGCCCGCCAACCGCGAGAGAUGGACCGGAUACUGCGCCUGGGCGGUGGCAUGCCGAACCUCGGCCAGCAGGCGCCUUCUGGCGACGGGCCGACGGUCGACACGGCCGAGCAGGUCUACAUCUCGUCACUGGCGCUGCUGAAGAUGCUGAAGCACGGCCGCGCCGGCGUGCCCAUGGAGGUGAUGGGCCUGAUGCUGGGCGAGUUCGUGGAUGAGUACACGGUGCGCGUGAUCGAUGUGUUCGCCAUGCCGCAGUCCGGCACCGGCGUGUCGGUGGAGGCGGUGGACCCGGUGUUCCAGGCCAAGAUGCUGGACAUGCUGAAGCAGACCGGCCGUCCGGAGAUGGUGGUCGGCUGGUAUCACUCGCAUCCCGGCUUCGGCUGCUGGCUCUCCGGCGUCGACAUCAACACGCAGCAGAGCUUCGAGGCGCUCUCGGAGCGCGCCGUCGCCGUGGUCGUCGACCCCAUCCAGUCGGUGAAGGGCAAGGUGGUGAUCGACGCGUUCCGGCUCAUCAACCCGAACGUGGUGGUGCUGGGCCAAGAGCCGCGCCAGACCACUUCCAACCUGGGCCACCUGCAGAAGCCGUCGCUGCCGGCACUCAUCCACGGCCUCAACCGGCACUACUACUCCAUCUCCAUCAACUACCGGAAGAACGAGCUGGAGCAGCGCAUGCUGAUGAACCUCAACAAGGAGACGUGGAUGGACGGUCUGCAGCUGCAGGACUAUCAUCAGCACUGUUCUGUCAACGAGCGCACCGUCAAGGAGAUGCUGGACCUGGCCGUCAGCUACAACAAGUCGCUCGAGGAGGAGGAGACCAUGACGCCCGAGCAGCUGGCCAUCAAGAACGUCGGCAAAAUGGACCCGAAGCGGCACCUGGAGGAGAAGGUGGGCACCCUGAUGACCUCCAACAUCGUUCAGUGUCUGGGCGCUAUGCUGGACACGGUCGUGUUUAAGUGAGCGCCGGCCGGAGUUGCGGCCGGUGAGGUCGGUACGGGCUGACCAGGCGAACCUUGUCAUGUGGUGGUGGCAACUGCGCCGCCCUGGACGCGUACUGUGUUUUCUCGCUGCAUCAUUUUCGUUGAAAAAAAUACAGGUAAAACGUAU